AUGGAAGCGACGUUUACAAACAACUACAUCAUCAUCAGGGCCCACGAGUCCGUCAAGGCGGUGGACCUCGGCAUUCCAGGGGCAAGCAGCCUUGGAAACCUUUCAACAUCUGCCAGUCUAUUCAGCGGCGUGUGUUCCAAGAUCACCGUGAGCUACAAGGAUAACAGUUCUUCUAGGACGUAUAUCCCUAAUAAGGCUAUUAAGUUUCCUGAGGAUACGAACGUGCUCAUUACAAUGGGCGGGAAGGAUGAGAAUAGCCUGAUGACCACUAGCCUUGAGAGGGAUAUAGGAGCUACUUGGCAUCUUCAUAAAGCAGAAUAA
Molecule: messenger RNA, 321 nt
Organism: Fusarium poae
Lineage: Eukaryota; Fungi; Ascomycota; Sordariomycetes; Hypocreales; Nectriaceae
Exons: 2
Coding region: 1-321 (106 amino acids)
Source: RefSeq, a predicted model, not a curated record